Molecule: messenger RNA, 1338 nt
Organism: Mercenaria mercenaria
Lineage: Eukaryota; Metazoa; Mollusca; Bivalvia; Venerida; Veneridae
Exons: 2
Coding region: 1-1338 (445 amino acids)
Molecular function (GO): catalytic activity
Source: RefSeq, a predicted model, not a curated record
AUGCGGAAACUUAAAACAAAUAAAUCUAACAAAUGUGUUCUAGUCCGUGAUAAGCUUUUUGUUAAUGGAAUUCCGUACAAGUUUGAAACCGGUAUGCCUGAAAAUCCACGACCGAACGAGCACUACGAAGAAAAAUCACAACCCUUUUCUGAGACAUGGUUAAAUCGCUCAGUUACUUCUGAAGACUUAGUGCUGCACUCAUAUCAUAAACCUGAACGAAAAGAUCGUGAUGGUGAUUCUCAUGGAGGAGUUAUUUUGUAUGUUAGAGAGAAUAUACAUUACCUGCGUAGAUCAGACCUUGAGAUCAAUCGUCUAGAAUGUCUAUGGGUGGAAAUAGUUCUUUGUAAUAAUAAAAAUAUACUAUUUGGAGUCUUCUACCGACCUCCUAGUUCUGACACCAUAUACAAUAACCUGAUUGAGGGUUCUAUUGGUCUUGCAAUUGACACAAACAUCUCGGAUAUAAUAAUCACUGGAGAUUUCAACUACAAUGCUCUAUGUCCAACUCCACACAGAAACAUUCUUUCCAUCACGCAACAAUUUAAUCUAGAACAGCUUAUUGAAGAACCAACCCAUUUCACUGAACACUCGACAUCCAUUCUAGACCUUAUUUUCGUGACAAACAGAAAUAACAUUCUUCUUUCAGGUGUUGGGGAACACUUUCUUGAACAAGACCAACGGUACCACGUUCCAAUUUUCGGGCUUCUCAAAUUUAAUAAACUGAAACAAAAAUGCUUUGACAGACUGAUAUGGGAAUAUGAUCGGGGUGACUACGAUAGCCUAAGAGCAGAAAUCGACAAUUUCAAUUGGAAUAGCUGUAUCGAUCCAGAUAUCAAUAUAUACGCCUCCAAUAUAAUCAGUCAAAUCACAGUCAUUUCAAAACAUAACAUUCCUAAUAAAAAUAUCACAAUUAGACCCUCAGACGUCCCUUGGAUGAACAAUAAUAUAAGGAAGAACAUACGAAAGCGUAAGCGUAUCUACAGAAAAGCUAAGAGAACAAACUCACCUAAUCACUGGCAUAAAUUUCGACAAGUCCGAAAUGAAACUGUUUUGCUCAUUCGUGAAGCCAAAUCACAAUACCUCAUCAAACUUUCAGACAAACUUAAAAACGGAUCAUUCUCUUUAAAAGAUUGGUGGACUACCUUAAAAUCCUUCAUCUCUAGAACGAACAACAAUGUUAUUCCUCCAUUAUAUAACUCCAACACACGACAAACUACGUCUUCUGAUUUUGAAAAAGCUAACCUUUUAAAUGAUUACUUCCAAGAGCAGACAUACAUUGAUGACGAAAAUAUAGAGAUACCUAAUCCUGGUCCAACGAAUUCUACCACUAUUUUAAAUUAA